Molecule: messenger RNA, 2392 nt
Organism: Mercenaria mercenaria
Lineage: Eukaryota; Metazoa; Mollusca; Bivalvia; Venerida; Veneridae
Exons: 3
Coding region: 1221-1955 (244 amino acids)
Source: RefSeq, a predicted model, not a curated record
ACAAGUGAACAAGUUUCAUGUCUAGGUAUAUAGAUUUUUUUUACCUUCACGUCAUUAACUGUUUAUGAAACAACAUGUGAUAUAUUAUUUAGGUGAUGUACGUUCACAGGUGAUAUGAAUACAUUGUAGAUAACCGUUGGAAUUGUUUUCGAGGUGUUUUGCCAAUGAAAUGGUACAUCUGUUACCACUGGGACGGACUACUUUACAGGAAUGUAUUACAGUGUAAUAUUGAACACCUUCAAGUAUAUACUGGAAUAAAUACUAGAAGUAAUUGCAUGUUAAAAAAUCAGAAAGAAACAGUGAAUGCCAGAUAAGAGAUUCCCUGUUAUAACUGUUAUAGCAACGUUGAGGAAACAUAAGUAAACGUAACAGAAACAACAGGGGUAUGAAUUAUUCAAAACUAAAUUCAUACCGACCGAUCGACGAUUAGUAUGUAAGCUAAAUGGUAGUGUCUAAGUUGUGAGAUUUUUUGCAACUUAUAUUAUAUAUUUUAAUGAGAUUCUAUGGAUCUACAGUUACGUUGAGUAAUAGGAUUCUUCCGAUUUCUUCAUUAUUAUAGACCUAACUACCAAAAGGAUUUGCUUGAAACAAGACUGUGUCUCUUGAGCAAAAUGGAAAAGAAAGAAAUUAUAAACAUGCGGAUUUAUGAGAAACAUGAUAUAUAUGAAAUAAGGAAUACAAUGACAGAGCUUGUCUAACAGUAUCUCGUGCAACGGUGUAUUCCUUAAUUGGAAAACGUUCUAGACUGCAGGAGCAAGUGCCUUAUAUGGAAUAAGUAAAUAUAUAAUAAGUAUAUAAUAAAUUGUCUGGAUAUAAGUAUAUUUUAUGGAUCCAUGAUCGCGCUUUUACCACGAUCUUAUGAAAUAAAAAAGGAUAUAUUCAUUAGUGCAAAUAGAACGCAUACAAUAUAUUAUUUGACGAAGUGUUUUAUCCAUUUUUGGAUGUGUUCAUUUGACGAAGUGUUUUAUCCAUUUUUGGAUGUGUUCAUUUGGCGCAAUGUUCUAGCUGAUGAUUGUGAUCUUGAAAAGAAAUGUUAGGAAGGAAACAUUCUUGUCCAAGAUAAUGAGAGAUGUAGAUUGGUCAUUAAAUGCAUUUGCUUUAUAGAACUAGAAUAUAAGUGAUCACUUCAACAGAAAGGGACUAUUUGGGAUUUUACGUUUAGGAGGCGAGGUAAUCAUUUCAAAUGCGGGUAAUACAUACAGGUGAAAUGCUGUGUUAAAAUGCCAUUUCUUGAUGGAAUAACCGGAAUAGUAUUCGGAGCGAUCGUCGGAUCAAUUUUUGUGAUCACGUGCAUUAUUUCUGCAAUAAAAGCAAUCAGGGAUAGGUCACGUAUCAAGAAACGAAGAGCCGUGCGGAAAAGAAAUCAACUUGAUUACACUGUAGACGGGAAAAACGAUUUAAGUGUUGAAGACAUUCAGCCAUCUCUCGCAAGCACUUCUCAGAAAAAUAAACUUCAAAGUGCAGGCAGUGAGAAGUUUUCUAAUGGUACGUCAGAUCAUGACGGCUUUAAAGAGCGUCUUGAUCAAUCAGUGUAUUCUUUUGAUGCAGGAGUGGAUAACUUGACUUUUCAACAAAGUAACACAAACAUUAAAAACGCCGACAAGAAUGAAGGGUUACUACAACACAAAUCAAAAGCAGCUGCUGAAUUCGUGCCUUCCCCAAAAAGUAUGGUACCAAAGCGUGCUAAAUCACACGACGCCAAUUUUCGUCGGAAAAGAAAUCUCGAUCAUCUUCCAGCAGACUGUCUUGCUAUUAAGAAAAGUAUGCGCAGACAUUCGUAUGAAAUAGCUGUUUGUGAAAAUUCAUGGUUGGCAAAAGACCACUGUUGCUUUGCGCCAUCAAAAGUGAUACUGAACGCAUACAGCUAUGGCAGAAAUGUAGGAAAUAACGCAAAGUCGUCCGAAGUGGCUUUUGAGAAUGAGGCAUUUGAUAAAAAUGAUUACAGAAAUACCUAACAAAAGUUAAAACCUAGGGUUGUCUUAAGCCAAGCCACGGUCAGGAUUUGUAAUUCUAUGCCUAGAAAAAUUGUAAAUCGGUUAAAAUGUGCCUAAUUUCUGUUUGAUAACGGAAUUAAUUACAGAAGGUGAUUGUGUAGAUGUAACAAUAUGGUUUGAUUUGAUAGACGUCAUUGUUAUGAGUUUGAUAUUCUAUUUUACUUACUUACUUACUUACCUAGACAUAUCUUUGCUGCUUUUAAAAAAAACUGUAUUAUCAAUAUGUAUAGUGGUUGUCUACGAGAAACCUAAUCAAAAUAAUAUAGGUCGCGCCAUGACUUAGCCAGUAUAACGCCAUUGUAUCGUCAGAUGAUUCAGUGUAUUUGACUAUCAGUGCAUAAUAUAUGAACAGCCCAAUGAAUCCUAAUACCCCAGUCACACAUACGGCGCGGAUAGCU